Molecule: messenger RNA, 6481 nt
Organism: Anopheles maculipalpis
Lineage: Eukaryota; Metazoa; Arthropoda; Insecta; Diptera; Culicidae
Gene: crb
Product: protein crumbs
Exons: 12
Coding region: 31-6480 (2149 amino acids)
Biological process (GO): establishment or maintenance of epithelial cell apical/basal polarity; heterophilic cell-cell adhesion
Cellular component (GO): protein-containing complex; plasma membrane
Molecular function (GO): calcium ion binding
Source: RefSeq, a predicted model, not a curated record
AGAAAUAAGCACAAGCUACGAACCCGCAAGAUGAGGAUCCGCAGUUUGGUGCUUGCACCGGUCACCACCCUCGGGGUGUUUAUCAUAGUGAUGAUCCUUCAGUGUUCGGUACCGACCGUGACGGCAAUACAGACGGAAAAGGAAGCCUACUUCAAUGGAUCGGCCUACCUGAGGUUAAAAACGCCAAUGACCCUAUGGAGCUAUUCGGCGAUUAGUUUCAAAUCGUGCCGAGGUGGAGAAAUUCUCUCCCAACGCUAUUCAGGUCAUGCCCUACUGGUGUCCGUCCUGCCGGACUGGGUGUCCAUCGUGCUGUCAACACCGGCCCAGCAACCGAUCGAGGCGCGCGUGACCGGCCGUCUGCUGGACAACAAAUGGCACACGCUCGAGUUCAUCUACCAGGCCGGUACGCUGUACUGCGUGAUCGAUAAGCAGUCGACCCCGAUCGCGAAUCAAAGCUACAACGCGCCACUGAUUCUCGAUCAGGAGAUCAAAAACGAAGCAGCCGUACUGAUCCUCGGCAAGCAGUACUCGGGCUGUUUGCUGCACGGUCCCGGGCUGGUGUUCAACUCGAGCGCCAUGAACGCGGAAGCGGUCGUAUUUGGACCGUGUCCAUUGGCCGCCGGUCCGUGCUCGGAUCACGACGUGCUGGAGGGUGUACCGGUUGACUACUGCUCGCACGAUCCAUGCAUGCAGCACGGGACGUGCAUCUCGCGAUCGGAUUCUUACGAGUGUCACUGUACGGCACGGUUCAAGGGCAAGAACUGCGAGAUCGACAUGGGUCCUCCGUGUCAGUCGUACCCGUGCCAGCAUGGCGGUACCUGUAGCGAGGACAGCAAAGGCGAAUAUCGAUGCACAUGCGCUCCGGGCUAUACGGGCGUGGUUUGCGAGACGGAACUGAGCGUCCAUCCGCUGUGUGAGAAGAAUCCGUGCGUGAACAAUGGAACGUGCCGAGUUGCGCCCGGAACCAAUAAUGUCGAGUGUGACUGUCUGAAGGGUUUCAUCGGGAUGCGCUGUGAGAUCAACUGGGACGAUUGUAAAUCGAACGUCUGUCUCAAUGGGGGCCGGUGUAUCGACGGUGUGGAUGCGUUCACCUGUGAUUGCAAAGGGACGGGCUAUGGAGGUACGCUGUGCCAGAACAAUAUCGACGAAUGUCUUACAAACCCUUGCCAGAAUGGUGGGACUUGCUUCGAUACUUAUGGUUCGUUCCUGUGCGAUUGUCCAUCUGGGUUUACCGGGCCCAAGUGUCAGAUGAGUGUGAACGAGUGCAAAUCGCAACCGUGCCAGAAUGGAGGCACGUGUAUAGACACGCGGGAAGGUUUUGAGUGUCGCUGCAUCCCCGGCUACAAUGGAGCACUGUGUGAGCUGGAACCAGGCUGUGGACAGUGUCCACCAGAUUCCGAAUGUGUCGCUGGACGAUGCGUUUGCAAACCGGGUACUACAGGCAUGGUAGGGCUUUGUGUAGAGCAAGUCACUGCCGCCGCCAUCGCUACGAUCGCGACCAACGUCAAUGCCGCCGGCACAAGUGCACAGAAAUCCCAGGCCCUCACUAAUGCAUGCGCUAGCUAUUGCUACAAUGGCGCCAGCUGCGUCCCGGUCGGAACCACCGCCGGCUUCGGUCAAAAUUUAACCUGUAUUUGUGCUAGCGGAUACACAGGAACUCGCUGUGAAUCGCCCAUUGCUCUACCGUACUCCGACGAAUGUAACUGCCUUAACGGUGGAAGCUGUGCACCUAACGGAUCCACCUGCCUUUGUCCACCGGGUUACGAUGGUCCACGCUGCGAACAACCGAUCGGUAAUAACCUGUGCAAUCCAUCGAACUGUGCCGAGCCUUACCGAUGCAUCGGGGGAAAGUGUCAAUGUCCGGAAAAUAUGAACUGCGACAAUCCUUGCGCGUCCUCACCGUGCCUUCACAAUGGAUCCUGCUAUCAGCAGGGUCAAAGCUACGCCUGUAAAUGUACGUCCGGAUUUGAAGGAAAACGUUGCGAGAAUGAUAUCGACGAGUGUAAGAAGGAUGGCAUCUGUGGUAAUGGAAUCUGUCAGAAUACGCCCGGAUCUUUCCGGUGUUUCUGUACACCUGGGUAUACUGGGUUGAACUGUGAUCUGGAUGUGGACGAAUGCUUAAGCCAUCCUUGCAAGAACAAUGCCGAGUGUCAGAAUAAGCAGAACGACUACGAGUGCAUCUGUCCGGCGGGAUAUACGGGCAAGGACUGUAGCGUGGACAUUGACGAGUGUGAAAGUAACCCAUGCUCCAAGGGUUCGAGCUGCGUAGAUCAGGUGGCCAACUUUACGUGCAUGUGUGUUCCGGGCAUGACGGGACGAUUGUGCGAAAUCGAUAUAGACGACUGUGAGAGUCAACCAUGUCAGAACGGAGGACGUUGCAUCGAUCAAUUGGGAGGAUUCCAGUGCGACUGUAAUGCUACCGGAUACUCGGGAAUCUACUGCCAAACGAACAUCAACGAAUGUGAAUCGAACCCUUGUACCAACGGUGCCGAAUGUGUGGACAAGAUCAAUGACUAUCAGUGCAACUGCUUCCCGGGAUACACGGGCAAGAACUGCGAGGAGGACAUUGACGAGUGUGAAAGUGUGCCCUGUCUGUAUGGUGGUACAUGCCUGCAGCGCUCCAACUACACCCUUUACCAGCCGCUACCGAUCGUUGGAGCGAAGGGCUUACCGGUUCACUUUGCUCAACCGUUCUCCUACUCGAUUGCGGCCGGUUACGAGUGUAUCUGUGUGCCCGGUACGAUGGGCACAAACUGUGAAACGAACAUAAAUGAGUGUGAAAGCAAUCCUUGCAAAAAUGGAGGCUGUGUCGAUGGUGUCGGCAACUAUACGUGCGAGUGUGAUCCAGGCUUUGAGGGUUCGCACUGCGAAACGGACAUUGAUGAGUGUCUGAAGUACAGACCUUGCGUACACGGUACAUGUAUGGAUGGGCGUAACAACUACAUCUGUGACUGUGAUGGACUUUGGGGUGGCAAGAACUGUUCGGUACAGUUGACAGGGUGUGUGAAUGAACCGUGCCUGAAUGGAGGUACCUGUGUGCCGUAUCUGGAGAAUGAAACACAGCACAAGUUCAAUUGCUCGUGCCAUCAAGGAUUCCAGGGUAAAACGUGUGACACGGUGACGACAAUGUCACUGGUAGCAAGCAGUCUUCUCGUGGUGAAUACGACUCGUGACGAAGGGUAUGAUAUUCAGUUGCGCUUUAAGACAACCUUACCGAAUGGAAUACUUGCCUUCGGCAAUGGUGCAACUUCGUACAUUCUUGUACUCAACAAUGGCCGGUUGAACUUACACUCUGCCCUGCUUAAUCGUUGGGAUGGAGUGUUUAUUGGAUCGGAGCUGAACAACAGCAAAUGGCAGAAAGUGUUUGUGGCGAUCAACUCCUCCCAUUUGGUCCUAUCGGCAAACGAUGAGCAGACAAUCUAUCCAAUCAACUCAUACGAAGGAACUAACGGAAGCAAUACGUCCUUCCCGAUAACAUACCUCGGUGGUACAAUCCCAUCGUUGGCGCAACCUUACCUAAAACACAUUGCACGUGCCGUUUCGAGUUUCGUAGGCUGUAUGGAGGAUGUCGUAAUUAAUGGCCAAUGGGUACUACCGGGACAGGAGCAAGAAUUCACCAAACUCCACAACAUUGAUACUGGUUGCCCACGAACGCCUCAGUGUGAUCCGAAUCCAUGCCACUCGAACGGUCACUGCACGGAUCUCUGGCAUACGUUCUCAUGCAGCUGUCAAAGACCGCAUCUGGGACACACGUGCAAGUACAACAUCACAGCGGCCACCUUCGGACACGAAAACACUACCAACUCCGCCGUCAAGGUGACGGUAAGCGAUGUGGCCCGCCGUGCAAUCCGUUCCGUGCUGGAUAUAUCCAUGUUUAUCCGUACACGUAAACCCUCUGGCCAGGUGUUUUACCUCGGUUCCGAUCCGGACAACCAAAACGUCAACGCUAAUCAAUCGCCUAGCGAUGAUUCGUACGUGGCUGCCUUCCUGUCCAAAGGAGAACUGCUGGUACGCAUGAUCUUUAACGAUACACCCGAAGGAUAUACGGUCGGUGGCAACAAACUCGACAACGGCUAUCUGCAUCUGAUCGAGGUGAUCCGCAAUUCGACGCUUAUUCAGGUGAAGCUCAACGGAACGGAAUACUUCCGCAAAACGCUCUCCACGUCGGGUCAGCUAAAUGCGCAAGUGCUGUACCUUGGUGGACCUCCUCCAAAUGCUGAUACGAUCAAUAGCUUGUACAAGGACGACUCCGAGAAGCAGUACUUCAAGGGCAUCAUCCAGGAUGUGCAGGUAUCGAAUGGAUCGCACGCAAUGAUCGUUGAGCUGUAUCCGCUCGACAACGAAACGGAAGGAUUGGAGCUACCGGCACCAUUCGGACAGGUUACGAUCGAUCGUAAUUCGGUGCUGGAGGGUAUUGUGUCGGAUGAUCUCUGCCGAAGCCAGCCGUGCUAUCACGAUGCCUACUGCGAAAACACUUGGAACGAUUUCAUAUGUACAUGCCCCCGUGGCUACAAGGGCAAAUACUGCCAGGACAUUCAGUUCUGCGAGUUGCAAAAGUGUCCAAUGAACGCUACCUGUCAGAACCUGGACGCCGGCUACGAGUGUAUCUCCAACAUGACGUUCCACGACGAUAAGGAACCGCUCGUCUUUACGUUCGACGAACCGGACCGGAAGGAUAUCAGCAUGGAUACGAUCGAAAUUUCCUACCGCACCAAGUUCGGUGGGACACUCCUGUACGUGCACGAUGGAGAUAUGUACUUUGAAAUAUCGACCAUCCGCCAGCUCGUAACGAUCUCGUGGCUACUGUCCGGUGAUCUACCCGAAACGCAUCGAUUCGAACGAGAGCUGGCUGGAGACGACGAUAGCUACGAUUGGCACACGCUUCUCGUGAAGGUUAGCCAGGGUGGCAAGUUGGAAGCCGGCUGGAAGGGUUGGGAAACGGCGAUCGAUCCACAGCCGAGUCUGACGGCCGACAUUGAUUACUUCGCGUUCCGACAUUUGUUCUCCGGUCGGCAGCAGAUCUACAUCGGUGGCAUGCCCGAGAUGGCACACAUCGAGAACAAUUCCGUCGUAAGCGGCGGCAUUGACAAGGGUUCGUCCUUUAAGGGAUGUCUCGGGGAGACGCGUGUCGGUGGAUUUUUGUUGCCGUACUUCCCGCACGAGCUCAUCUACCCGGACACGUUCAAUCUGACGCAGGGCCACUUUAAGCUUAACUCGAGCCAACCAGAGCAGGGCUGCAUUCUGUGUUUCCAGCAGUCGUGCAAAAAUGGAGGCAUCUGCAGUAAUCCAUCGGAACAGUACGCGUGUGAGUGUCCGGCUGGGUAUGAGAGUGACGAUUGCUCGCAAAACAUUGACGAGUGUCUGUCGGCGAACUGUUUGAAUGGGGCGACCUGUGUAGAUGGUGUGGCCAGCUUCACCUGCCAGUGUCUGGAGGGUUACGAGGGCCAACUUUGUGAGAUCGAGAUCAACGAGUGUGACUCCAACCCGUGCCACAAUGGUGGUGUGUGUCAGGAUCUAUUGGCUGGGUUCUCCUGCACCUGCACGGAGGAGUAUGCCGGACCGCAGUGCGAUGUGUUCCGGUUGGUUACGUGCGAUAAUAUGCCCUGUCGCAAUGGUUCGCGUUGUGUCGAUGGAUAUAAUAUGACGACCGGAAACAACUUCACCUGCACGUGUAGUGCCGGUUUUGCUGGUCCGCUGUGUGAUAAACCGUUCUGUCAGGAGGUACCGUGCCAGCAUGGCACAUGUGACACAGAAGCUAUGAUUCCGAAGUGUAUCUGCGAUCCCGGGUAUGUUGGCAUGUACUGCGAAACGGAAGUGAAUGAAUGUGAAUCGGCACCCUGUCUGAAUGGUGGUCAGUGCAUCGAUUUUGUCAACGAGUAUCGCUGUAACUGUACCGGCACAGGGUUUGAUGGUAAACACUGCGAACACGAUAUCAACGAAUGUCUACAGGAAAGGAUCAGUUGCGGUGGACGAGGCCACUGUAUCAAUACGGAAGGUUCCUUUAGGUGUCACUGUGAGGAGGGUAUGUGUGGGAAGGAUUGUGCCCAGUCCGAUCCUUGUCAGGUGAAUCCCAACGUUUGUCUCAAUGGAGGCAUCUGCGUGGAGGAUUGUGAUAGAGAGCGAAGGUACUACUGCAAUUGCACCGGUGGCUACACGGGCGUCAACUGUUCUGAACAGGCCGAUAACAGUCUCAAUGAAAUCAGCUAUCUGGACACGGUUUACUACUAUGUUCAUAACUUUGUGGGGAGUGCAACACUGGAAGCGGAAGAAGCGUCCGGUGCAGACAUUGCACUCAUCGUAGUACCGGUGGUGAUCGGCAUCCUGACGAUAGCCGGCGCCCUGAUCGGUACGUUCCUGGUGAUGGCACGCAACAAGCGAGCAACGCGCGGUACCUACAGCCCUAGUGCGCAGGAGUACUGCAACCCAAGACUGGAAAUGGACAACGUGCUUAAACCACCACCAGAGGAGCGGCUGAUAUAGU